Messenger RNA from Emericellopsis atlantica, 1122 nucleotides. RefSeq lists its product as uncharacterized. Bases 1 to 1122 code for a protein of 373 amino acids. The transcript has 2 exons. Lineage: Eukaryota; Fungi; Ascomycota; Sordariomycetes; Hypocreales; Bionectriaceae. The record is from RefSeq and is a predicted model, not a curated record.
AUGGAAGAUAGCGGGCCAGCCUCCAUCACAUCAGCGGAUGAGUCCCAAUCGGAUCGCCUUACGUUACUUCUGAAUCGACUUCACCAAUAUGAACGAGCACCGUGGGGAAUAGUGGAGUCAUGGCAAAAAUCCCAGCAUGAUGCCGAAGACUCAGCAGCAAGAAUAUUUCUCUGCUCUGGCGGAUUUCCUGCGUGGUUUGCCUAUUUUCUCACCAAAAGCGCCACGGAGGUACAAUACCACUUUGCCGGCAAAGCUGAUUGUACCCGUUUAAUCUUCGAGCUUGAAAAUGAACCCGCUAUAUCCCGAGAGUUAGCGGCACAAGUUGCGGCCGCAAUUCCCCGCGAAAUCAGGACGAAAAUCGAAAGUCUAUAUAACAAAAGGAUCAAACCACUGGAGAAUAGAACUAUGUCACAGCACUCAAACAAAAGACGACGCACAAUAGCAGACAACGACUGUCCUCCCAUUUCCACUGCGAACUUCCCUAGUCCGACCGCUACUUCCAGCAGCCCCAACGCGAGCCGUCUUUCUCAUGAUCGCCGCUCCCUCGAACAAGCGCCAGGAUAUAAUUCUGUUGGUUGUUUUGCCGAAGAUGAACAUGUGCUGGUCAAUGCGUCCCUUGCGGUGGCCACACGACUUCUACCCCGGGACCUCUCGAACGCGAUCAGAAGAAACCCUGACCCGAGAAACGAAGGCGCCUUGGUGGCGGCAAUAUCGAUGACAUUUCCGAACGCACCAUACACGGAUAAGUACGGAUGUUAUAUGGCAGUAGAAGUCACGAGUGACAAGGUUCAGCAUCUUGCCCGGGAAUUAUUUGGAGUACGCCUUGAAACGAUGGCCGGCCUCCGAUAUGUUUGUCUCGCUGAGAGCAGUUCGAAAAUACUGGCCAACCCAAAGUUUACACUCCAAGGGUGCCAGUGCAGCAUCGUUCCUUCCACGUUUGGCCCGGAGUUGUCUAAUGCGAUCAUAACAGGUCCUAAGUAUCAGGAUGACGCUAGACGAUGGCGUGACUCGACAGAUGCUGUCUCGAUGGUGGUCUCACACUCGGCCCAUGAUGGAGCCGUCCUCUACCUGCACCUCGGACUGUGGGAAGGGACCGAGAUCAAGAAGAAGCUGUAUGCUUGA